Messenger RNA from Pelobates fuscus (common spadefoot toad), 3320 nucleotides. It is a transcript of the gene JADE2, whose product is annotated as jade family PHD finger 2. The transcript is spliced from 12 exons. Bases 624 to 3200 code for a protein of 858 amino acids. Gene Ontology annotation, biological process: regulation of transcription by RNA polymerase II. The record is from RefSeq and is a predicted model, not a curated record. Gene Ontology annotation, cellular component: histone acetyltransferase complex. Lineage: Eukaryota; Metazoa; Chordata; Amphibia; Anura; Pelobatidae.
UAGAAACAUUGCGAAAUCAACCUGAUCUGACUUGCAGUGCAAUCCGAUCCUUAGGUUUUUUUUAUUUCAUUAUAUCCUGACCUGCACCAGACAGAUAUCUGUGAUUAUAUUCAAUGUAAAAAGAAGGACACGAGUUCUAACCCUCCUACCUGGAUCUCCAAAUUAAAAAAAAAAUAACCCCUAUGCUUUUCUUCAGCAUGAGACUGACAUAGGAUUGAGUGCAAAGUAAGCCUCGUAGCACCCGCCCCCUCUCCAGCCGAGCAGCCCGCAACCAUUCAAAGCAGCAUAACACACGCACAGAAAUAUCUAUGUGUAUCUUUUGCAACAGAUCAAGGAAGUCUGCAGAAGAAUAAACAGAAGAGCUCGGGCAAGGGAUUGAAGGAUUGCAGAGAGCGGCCAUCACGUUAGACGUUCUAUUUUUUUGGAUGACAUACACGGAGUUACUUUGUAUCCACUCCUAGGAAGAAGAGGGAGAGCAAGAAAAGAAGAUCAUCGCUGGCUACACUGUGUGUACUGCUAUGCUGGACUUUCUGUGGAAUGGUUUUAUCUAUUUUUUCACCUUAGGAUCCUCCCCUAUUUUAACGUGAGCUAAUCUCAACAGUGAGGACACCCCACACAGCAAGAUGGAGGGAAAACGGAGGAAAUUCUCAUUAAGCAGUGAUGACUCUGAUACCACUGAUAGUCAAACAACAUCAUGGUCAAGAUGCUCCAAGGUCCCAGCUGACAAACUAACAUGGGCAAGACAAAAGGAGAAGAAACCAUCAGAGGUUUUUCGAACAGACUUGAUAACAGCCAUGAAAAUUCCAGAUUCAUAUCAGUUUGGCCCUGAUGAUUUCUACAUUCUUGAUGACCCUUGGAGGCAAGAAUGGGAAAAAGGAGUGCAGGUUCCAGCAAAUUUAGAAGCAAUACCAAAUCCGGAAGUUAGAUUGGUUCAUGCAGAUGACGAUUGCUCCCUGCUGACUCCAAGUCAAUCAUUACCUGGUACCGCAAGUCCAGGAGGCUUCCACACCACACCACAGGCAACCUGCCGAUAUGACCUGGAUGAGGUUGAUACCUGCUGGUUGGAGCUUGUUAACAUGGAGUUCAAAGAAAUGGAAAUUCCAGCGUUGGAUGAACUCACUUUAGAGAGAGUGUUAGAAGAAUUAGAGAUGAUCUGUGUUGAGAACAUGAACGUUGCCAUUGAAACAGAAGAAGGAUUGGGAAUCGAAUAUGAUGAGGAUGUUGUCUGUGAUGUGUGCCGUUCACCAGAAGGGGAGGAUGGCAAUGAAAUGGUUUUCUGUGAUAAAUGUAACGUCUGUGUACACCAGGCCUGCUAUGGAAUCCUGAAAGUCCCUACAGGAAAUUGGCUGUGUCGAUCUUGUGCCCUUGGAGUCCAGGCAAAAUGUUUACUGUGCCCAAAGAGAGGGGGAGCAUUGAAACCUACAAGGAGUGGGACGAAGUGGGUCCAUGUUAGCUGUGCCUUAUGGAUACCUGAAGUUAGUAUCGGAUGCCCAGAAAAGAUGGAGCCUAUUACAAAGAUUUCACAUAUCCCUCCAAGCCGAUGGGCGCUGUCUUGCAGUCUGUGUAAGGAAUGUACUGGUACUUGCAUUCAGUGUUCCAUGCCGGCCUGCAUUACUGCUUUUCAUGUUACUUGUGCAUUUGACCGCAACCUGGAAAUGCACACUAUCUUGGCAGAGAACGAUGAGGUGAAGUUUAAGUCCUUCUGCUUGGAGCAUAGCAGUAGAGGAAUAAAGCCAGAGGAUCAGAAGGAACAACAAGGAUCCACAUCUGAUACCCAUGGAGAUGCUGACCAAACAAAGCUGGAUCUAGAAAAGGUUACUUUGAGGAAGCAGAAGCUUAUACAGCUGGAAGAAAAUUUUCAUGAACUUGUAAAGCCAGAAGAUGUGGCGGAAAAUCUUGACGUGAACAAGAAUUUGGUUGACUUUAUUUAUCAGUACUGGAAACUGAAAAGGAAGGCCAACUUUAACAAGCCUCUCAUAACUCCAAAAACAGAUGAAGUGGACAAUUUAGCUCAGCAAGAGCAAGAUGUGCUUUACAGGAGAUUAAAACUCUUUACACACCUCAGGCAAGACUUAGAAAGGGUUAGAAAUCUGUGUUAUAUGGUGACCAGGCGAGAAAAGAUGAAACACUCCAUAUGCAAACUUGAGGAACAAAUUUUUCAACUUCAGAUGAAGCUUAUUGAGAAAGAUCUUCAUCAUGAAAAAUCCAGGAAAAAGACAAAGGGUAAAAAGACUGAACCUAAAAGAAAAGGAAGAGAUAGCAAGAAGAGCAGUCCUGAGACAAAAGACAACAUUAAAACAGGGAAUGGGUCUGUUUUGGGCCAACUUGGUUUGUCCACAUCUUGUCCAAUAGCUGGAACUUUUUUCAGCAGCUGGUUGGCUCAACCAGUUCAAAUUACUACUGAGAACUUGACAAUGAGUCAGUGGGCUUUGAACAAUGGGCACCAUGAGGAUAAUGCUCCUGGCCUUCUUUCUGAAGAGCUGCUACAAGAUGAAGAAACAUUAUUAAGCUUAAUGAUUGAUAACUCACUAAAAUCUCCUUUCAAACAUACUGAGACAGUGAAGAAAGUGAGAAGCAAAACAAAGAUGAAUGGUAAGAAAAAGCUGCCAAAAAACAGCCAAUGCUCAAUAUUGAAAAAUAAUGAGGAGGCCCUGGCUCAGUUGGAUGAUCUGAAGUAUGUGUCAGAUCAGACUGAAAAGCCUAGUAACCAGAAUUCCAAAAAUAGCAAAACUGGUAAAGGACUUUCCAAAACAGACCAGAAAGGACAUGGUGAAAGAAAAACCUUUAAAAAGGGUACUGUGCAUUCACCUACAGCAACAGCAAAUGGCUCCCGUGACUUACCAGAACACAGUCCAAUGAGCAGUGGGGAAACUACACUGAAAUCUAUUCAGCCUGACUGUAAUUCUCUUGUCAAAGUGCCUGACUUACUUGGUUGUGCAAAAAGCGCAAUGAGGUUAAAAUUCCAAAAGGGUGGUAGAAAGAGUAUGGAAAGGCCAGUUGAAAGCACAGAAAUGGCAGAUGGGCUACUGGUCAGUGAACCACCAUUGGUAAGCUCCCACUUGGACAAUGAGACUGAUGGCUACUAUUCAGAUGCAGAAAUUACAGAUUCCGAAGAGGAUUCCAGUCAACAGAGAGUGCAGCUUAACCAGUUUGAGUCAUCAAAUGAUGACAUUGUCAGAAUGAGCAUUUUGGCAUCCUAAUUCUCCAGAGAAAUAAACUGUUAUGGUUUUUGGAGGCCUAAGACCAAGAUAUGACUGCCAUUUCAAACGUAUGUCUACUGUCUUUAGAAGUGUUUGUGUGGUUGUACAUGUGUAUAUAUU